AUGGCUAGCAACAAGAAACUUCAACAACAGGGUGUGAUUGAAGAUCUAAAUAAUAUCAAUAAUAAUGCACAUCGUAAUAUCCACACUAAUCCAAUUGAAAUAACAACACACCAACCAUCGUCUUCACUGGAACCAAAUAUCGGCUGCAAUAAUAAAAAAGAACAGGUUCAUAAAAAGCCGGGGAGAGCCUCGUCUAAUGAUUUUGUUCGAAAAUUAUUCAAUAUAUUGGAAAAUGAGGACUGUAAAGAUAUAAUACAGUGGACGGAAAGUGGAGAAAGCUUUGUUAUAUUGAAUACAAAUGAUUUCACCACUUAUUUAUUACCCAACCAUUUUAAACACUCGAACUUUUCUAGUUUUGUCCGGCAAUUAAACAAAUACGAUUUCCAUAAAGUGAAGAAAACCAAUGAAGAGAAACAAAAUUGUAAAUAUGGUCUUCAGAGUUGGGAGUUUUAUCAUCCUAAUUUUAAGAUUCAUGAUAAAGAAUCAUUACAAUUUAUUAGAAGAAAAAUAACUAAUAAUAAUAAUAAUAAUAAUAAUAAUAAUAAUAAUAAUAAUAAUAAUAAUAAUAAUAAUAAUAAUUUGAACAAUGUUACCUCUACAAUGAAUAUCAAACCAAAGGACAACAACUAUAAUAAUGGUUACAAUUUAUCGGACAACAAUAAUUUUGUUACUGCCAACACAAUAGCGGCGGUUUCCAAUAAUAACAUAAACCAAGAAUCUUUGGCUGAACUUUCAAAAAAUAUUUCAAAUUGUGUUACCAAGACAAGAUUCGUUCAGUUGAAAAAAAAAAAUGAAGAAUUGGAGAAAUCCGUUGGUACUUUGAAAAUUGAGAACAAUUAUUUGAAAUUAGAGUUCCAGAAAUUGAAUUCAAGAUAUAACACCAUGCUACAAUCCUUAAUAUCAAUGCAAAUGGUACAACAAUCAUUUGCUUUGGGAUUGAACAACAUACAAAGCACUUUGUUAAAAAACGGUAUAAAAAUAGAACAUAAUAUGGACCAACAACAUAUAAAACUCAAGCCUGAACAAGCAAUAAAUAGUUCCUCUGAAAGAACAUCUCCAUCACUUAACACUAAUAUACCCCCUAUUAACUCUCCUUAUACCCAAGGGUUUGUUAAUGAAAACAACGGUAACAAUAAUACUAACGGCACAGGUCUUCCUAUGUUGCUGAAUAUUUAUAAUGGUCCAUCUUCUGUUUCUAAAAACGAUAUCAAUAGAAAUGAAGCAAUAUUUAAUUAUUCUCCCUCCGAAAAUUUUGUAAACGCCCAUAAUUUGGUCACUAAUAAUCAUACCGGGACUUACAAUAAUGGCGCCAAUCGUUUAGACAACAAAGCCUCGGCACCAACCAACAAUAAUAAUAGUAAUAAUAUUUUGAAGCCCGGAUUCCAUGUUUUAUUAGUGGAAGAUGAUAGCAUCUGCAUCCAACUGUGUUCUAAAUUUUUAAAAAAAUAUGGCUGUACUGUGGAAAUAGCUACAGAUGGGUUGUCUGCCAUCACUACUUUAGAGAAGAACAGGUACGAUUUGGUUUUGAUGGAUAUUGUCAUGCCAAAUUUGGAUGGUGCUACUGCUACUUCAAUCAUUAGGAGCUUUGAUAAUGAAACACCAAUUAUUGCCAUGACUGGAAAUAUAGAUGAUCAUGAUUUGGUAACUUAUUUACAAAAUGGUAUGACAGAUAUUUUAGCUAAGCCCUUUACUAAAAAUGAUUUGCAUUCCAUGCUAAUUAGGUAUUUAAGGAAUAGAGUUCCCAUUUCAUCAUCAGUAAACAAAAGUGCUACCAAUAGUGGUAUUGAAGGACAUUUAAAUACAAAAGGAUUAAGUCAGACUAGUACCGUAAACACUACUCCACUCACCGAUAUCAAUAACAAUAAUAAUAACAAUAAUAAUAACAAUAAUAGUAAUACACCCGGUAGUAGUAUUCAUGAACAGCAGUUGCCUAAUGCGUCAGUUCCCCAUCUAAGCAGUAACUAUCGAGUUUCUACAAUAUCCACCGUUUCGCCCCACUCUGUUGCCACUGUUGGUUCAACGCUUUCUGUCGAAGCAGCUUUACCACCCGAACAACCUAAUUUGUCCAAGGCUGGCAAUACCUCUGCAACACUUGCAUCUUCCGGUGUUCCUAUAAAUACUUCUGUGAUAGAUACAUCAAAUGCAAAUAUAGGAAAUCCUAUGAAUUGUAAUAACAACCUCAUUUCUAUUUCUGAGAAUGCUACUAUUGUAGGUACAGUUGCUGCUGAAAAUAGUUUACAUAAAAGUAAAGACACUAUUAAUAAUCGAGACAGUAAUAAUAAUGAUGAUGAAGGUAAUAAACAUCAUCAUAAUUCCGAAAGUUUUUUCGAACCACCUUCAAAAAAGCAACAUGUAUAA
This is a messenger RNA of Saccharomycodes ludwigii, 2358 nucleotides long. RefSeq names its product kinase-regulated stress-responsive transcription factor SKN7 (gene SKN7). Lineage: Eukaryota; Fungi; Ascomycota; Saccharomycetes; Saccharomycodales; Saccharomycodaceae. The coding region runs from base 1 to 2358 and encodes 785 amino acids. The record is from RefSeq and is a predicted model, not a curated record. The transcript has a single exon. Gene Ontology annotation, biological process: regulation of DNA-templated transcription; phosphorelay signal transduction system. Gene Ontology annotation, molecular function: phosphorelay response regulator activity; sequence-specific DNA binding; DNA-binding transcription factor activity.